CCAAAAAAAAUCAGCACAUAGAAGUCAUUUGGAGAACCCAGUUGGGAAAUGUCUCAAGAUCACACGAAGUCAGCAUAAAUUCCGGGGAACUGAAAUCUAGAAUUAACUGUCAGUCACGAACAUCUACGAUUUCACCUGGUCAGCGUUAUAAAAUCGGGUGUGCAUCGCAUUUGGCCAUACAGUUUAACUUGGAGCACCCACAAUGAUGAAGGGAAAGAUACGGAAGACCAGCCUAUGCGGCUAUAUAGUGAUACUUUUACUGGCAGUUAUUCAGAUUCAAGCGAAUGUUGUACCCUCUACGACAACUAAAUCUCCAUCGACAGUGGCCACCACCUUGAAAGCUAGCCGCAGGGUGAAUCCCCUCAUGGAGUCUAAGUACGAGAAGAACUGCAAGGCUCUUUGCGAGCACUGCGGCUGUUUGGGUUUCUACUGCGGGGAGGAGUGCCUUUGCGAGUGUAAUGAUGACAACUCGGAUACAGAGUGUAUCCGCACGAUGCAGAUGAAUGCCAAGACUCUGAACCCGCCCUUCGAGAUAGUUAUCCAAGGACCGAGUAGCAAUAGAUUUGUGCGUAACGCCCAGCAGUUCGAACAAAAGCGGGAGUUGGUGACUAGGAGUGUCGCUUCGGGUCAAACACCACGAAAUCGUCGAUCCAACAUAACAAUCUACAAGCCAUCCACGAAAUCUGCCAAUCCAUCCACAGCCAAUGCUUUGGAUACCGCUUCCAAGGCAUCGGAGCAGGGGAUGAUCCGGCAGAAGAGAUCUGUUGAGCACCUGGAGUGGUUCAAUGACUUCGCCGGGUCCUUGGUGCGUCCCUCGCCUUUAGGCUCCAGAGCCCAAAAACAACAGCAAAAGUCCAAGCCGUCUGCUUUCAAGCGGCAGGCUGCUUUGGAAGAACCAGCUCGCAGAGAGCCGUGGUUUCUAGAGCAGGCUGCUUCUCUUAUUCGACCCGCUCCUCUUAAAAAGGACCAAAUAUCUCGUAAGAACAGGAAGAGUCUCUUAUCUCGUAAGAUAUCUAAAAAUAAAGCACCCGAGGAGCAAUUGCGCAAGGAACCCGAACGAGAGAUUCGUCCACUUCGCGACGCCCUACAGGUCGUUGAGCGAAUUCCAAGGGUACUUCAGGAUACAGUAAGCCACCUGUCUUCCGAUCCCAGAACUGGCGAUGUUUUUAGCCUGAAUAUUAGAAACGAAGUCUUGCCACAGAAGAAGCUACAUGAUCACGAGGUUGAGGAGCGUGUACCCCGAAGGCCAAAAGCCACCUUCCGCGAUGUCCGGCGAAAUGAGAUCGUACCGGAAGCUGUGACCCUUGCUGCUCCAAUGGAUCUUACAGCCAGAGACCCAUUUCCUUUGCAACGAGGGGGUUUAUUCCUGCCCUGGUUACGACAGCGACGACUGAUGCGCUUGCAGCAAGCCAGGGGGAAUCUGUAGAGGAACUCGAAGAACUAAACCGUAAUACAAUUCAAUAUUCCUAACUUUUUCUAUCAUAUUUUGUUGUGUAUUUUUAAGACGUAACACAUUGUGCACAGACGUAACAUUGUGCAUAGUUAUAUAUUAGUAUUAGUAGUUAAUUUUGAGUACGAUAUGAUUUACAUAAUACCGUUAACAAUCUAAA
Messenger RNA from Drosophila eugracilis, 1610 nucleotides. RefSeq lists its product as uncharacterized. The record is from RefSeq and is a predicted model, not a curated record. Bases 203 to 1426 code for a protein of 407 amino acids. The transcript has a single exon. Lineage: Eukaryota; Metazoa; Arthropoda; Insecta; Diptera; Drosophilidae.